This is a messenger RNA of Knipowitschia caucasica, 207 nucleotides long. The record is from the annotation of a GenBank genome assembly. NCBI's taxonomy places the organism in Eukaryota, Metazoa, Chordata, Actinopteri, Gobiiformes, Gobiidae.
AUGUAUGUGUAUGGGAGGUGGGGGAGUUGUUUGCUGAGGAGGCGGGGCCAGAAUUCCAAAGUGUCCCGGGCUCCUCCCUCCACGUCACUCUGGGAUCGGCCGCGUCUAGGCGAACACAGCCGACAGCCACUGGCUUCUCUCAAUAAUCUGCUCGUCCCAGGACGGGACCCCGAAGCGAGAGUUGUCUUCUGCCCUUCGCGGCUUUAG